Molecule: messenger RNA, 1234 nt
Organism: Closterium sp. Naga37s-1
Lineage: Eukaryota; Viridiplantae; Streptophyta; Zygnematophyceae; Desmidiales; Closteriaceae
Source: the annotation of a GenBank genome assembly
UUCUAACCCUUCUCCCCCUCAUUCCCCCCAUUCUUCCCCUCAUUUCCCAGCCUUCUCCUCCUCAUUCCCCCCAUUCUUCCCCCUCAUUCCCCCCCUUUUCUCCCUCAACCCCCCCCCCCUUCUCGCCCUCAUUUCCCCCCCUUCUCCCUCUCACUUCCCCCACUGCUCCCCCUCAUUUCCCCUCCUGCUCCUUCUCACUUCCCCCACUGCUCCCCCUCAUUUCCCCUCCUGCUCCUUCUCACUUCCCCCACUGCUCCCCUUCAUUUCCCCCCCUUCUCCCUCUCACUUCCCCCACUGCUCCCCCUCAUUUCCCCUCCUGCUCCUUCUCACUUCCCCCACUGCUCCCCCUCAUUUCCCCUCCUGCUCCUUCUCACUUCCCCCACUGCUCCCCUUCAUUUCCCCUCCUUCUCCUUCUCACUUCCCCCACUGCUCCCCCUCAUUUCCCCUCCUGCUCCUCUCAUCUCUCCCCCUCCUCCCUCUCAUUUCCCCCCUUGCUCCUCUCAUCUCUCCCCCUCCUCCCUCUCAUUUCCCCCCUUGCUCCUCUCAUCUCUCCCCCUCUCCCUCUCAUUUCCCCCCUUGCUCCUCUCAUCUCUCCCCCUCCUCCCUCUCAUUUCCCCCCUUGCCGCCUCUCAUCUCUCCCCCUCCUCCCUCUCAUUUCCCCCCUUGCUCCUCUCAUCUCUCCCCCUCCUCCCUCUCAUUUCCCCCCUUGCUCCUCUCAUCUCUCCCCCUCCUCCCUCUCAUUUCCCCCCUUGCUCCUCUCAUCUCUCCCCCUCCUCCCUCUCAUUUCCCCCCUUGCUCCUCUCAUCUCUCCCCCUCCUCCCUCUCAUUUCCCCUCCUUUGCCGCCUCUCAUCUCUCCCCCUCCUCCCUCUCAUUUCCCCCCUUGCCGCCUCUCAUCUCUCCCCCUCCUCCCUCUCAUUUCCCCCCUUGCCGCCUCUCACUUCCACCCUUGCUCACUCUCGCUUCCCCGCUUCCCUCUCAUUUCCCUCCUUCACCCCUUCAUUUCCCAACCUAAACCCUUAUUUUCCCCACCUUGCUCCCCGUCAUUUCCCCCCCUUCUCCCCUUAUUUUUCCCACCUUGCUCCCCUUCAUUUCCCUCCCAGCUCUGACAUAGCCCCACUGCCCUCCCGUCCUUUUCAUCUUCCCUCCCUUACAGGGUGGAUCCCUUGCAAAAUACUGCCCCCCACUCGCUCCCUUCCAUUCUCCCUUCCACGCUCUCCCAUCGCCAUGCCUUAA